This is a messenger RNA of Otolemur garnettii (small-eared galago), 4453 nucleotides long. It is a transcript of the gene IL1R1, whose product is annotated as interleukin 1 receptor type 1. The transcript is spliced from 13 exons. Bases 1537 to 3261 code for a protein of 574 amino acids. Gene Ontology annotation, molecular function: interleukin-1, type I, activating receptor activity. Gene Ontology annotation, biological process: signal transduction; regulation of inflammatory response. The record is from RefSeq and is a predicted model, not a curated record. NCBI's taxonomy places the organism in Eukaryota, Metazoa, Chordata, Mammalia, Primates, Galagidae.
GGCUUGAUGUGUGUUUAGCCAUGGGAUGCCAGGUCACCCAAAAUAGCCAGGCAGAUGCAUGGAUCAGUAUACUGUAUGAUUCACACCAGGAAAGAGAUAGAUGGUGACUAAGGAGUCAAAGUCCAUUUCAUCCUGGUGACCAGGACUCCUCGAGGAGAAGGGACGAGGUCUGAGGCCUGAGGAGGAGUUUGGGCAGGCAGAGGGCAGAGCACAUAAUCCUGCCAACCCUGUGUGAGGAGCAGAGGGAGGCCUUUGUGUGGCUGCUGGAGGGAGUGGGGGGUGAGCUGGUGUCAGAGGGGCUAGCUCCCUGGGCAUUUGGGAUCAUGGUGAGGAGGUGGGAUUUUAUGAUGAGUUUCAGAUAGAUUUUUAGUCAUGGGCUGAGGACAUGGUACCCACAUCUGUAAAUACUUUGCGGACAGUUCACCUGGCUGACUUCAGGGAGGUGGGUUCCUGUGCACAGGCACCUGUUGGGCUGAGCUGUGUUUGCCACAGGCGAUCACAGCAGGGGUGACAUUGUGUAUGGGUCUGGUACUCAGGACACUGCAUCUCUUGCCUGGCCCUUUCCUCAGUGUGAGACCAGUGACAAAAACUUUGCCUAAAUAUGGGCAUGGUGUCAUUUUAUAAAAAUAUGUGCUACCUCUCCCAGGAAAAAAAACUCCAACUCUGAGGCCACAGCUCUCCUGCUUCACAUACAGCUGAAUACCUGCGGCCCUGUCAUCUGGGGAAGGCACUGAGGAGAGGGUCUCUCUCUACUGGACGUCAUCUUUUAAGCUGGCCUCUUUGGAUCCAGGACUAUGAAAUGGCUUUUCUUAGGAGUAUCUCAGCAGGGCCCUGAGGAUGGGGGGGUGUACGAGACCACAGCACAGGGCUCCUGAUGGCACUAAGUCCAGAGAUACUUCACCUCGUGAAGAACAAGGGCGCCGGGACAAAAUAUUGUUGAUCAGACACUUGGGCCUAUUGUUAAGGCAAAAUUAUUACCAAUGUUUAUUCGUGAUCAGGGCAGAGUAAGGGUUGUAUGUGUGAGUGUGUGUGCAUGUGUGCUUGUGGUGUGCUGGGGCAGUGUCUGGCAUGAAGGUCUCAGGAAUGGCUGGUCCUGGGAGGCACCUCAGGGAUCAGGUUUUCGUGGACACAGGAACAUCUGGGCAGGGAGUGGGAAGGUGCAAGGUCAGCUAACCCUUCAGGGGCUUUACCUCCUGGUCCAGGGAACAGAGGCAGGGCUUGCUUCUGAGAAGAAGGUAUUGCACAAGUGAAUUUCAGGAGCUCACCCCAGACACAAGUGCCCCAAUCAGAUGUAACAUGGAAUGGAUUUUGUCACUUGAUAGUGCCAGCAUAAUGUUGGUGGGGCAAGCAAUAACAGCGAAACCUGGAAGAUAGAAAAAAUGUGCCUGCUAAGAGGUUGGAGUAUUAGCAGAGUGUUAAUAUUUUACACCCACAUUGACUCUUAAGGAAAUACGGCAGAUGCGUCCCCCAAUGAUGCUGACUCCCUCCUGAGAAGCGGGACCACGUGGCGUAAGAAAGGCCUUCUCUGAGGAGAAUAUGAAAGUGUUACUCGGACUUUUCUGUUUCAUAGCUCUACUGAUUUUUUCUCUGGAGGCUGAUGAAUGCCAGGAACGUGAAGAAACAAUAAAUCGAGUUUCCUCUGCUAAUGAAAUUGAUGUUCGCUCCUGUCCUCUGAACCCAGAUGAGAAGAAAGGUGAUGAUAUAAUUUGGUAUAAAAAUGAUAGUGAGACACCGAUAUCUACAUCACAAGACUCUAGGAUUCAUCAGCACAAAAAUCAACUUUGGUUUGUUCCUGCCAAGGUAGAGGAUUCAGGACAUUACUAUUGUGCAGUAAGAGAUUCAUCUUCCUGCUUCAAAAUUAAAAUAAGUCCAAAAUUUGUGGAGAAUGAGCCUAACACGUGUUAUAAUGCAGAAGCUAUGUUCGUACAGAAGCUACCCUUGGAACAAGAUGGAAAUCUUGUGUGCCCUCAUUUAGACUUUUUUAAAGAUGAAAAUAAUGAGUUUCCAAAAACACAGUGGUAUAAGAAUUGCCAACCUCUACUUCUCGACAAUACUCACUUCGGUGGAGCCACUAAUCAGCUCAUCGUGAAGAAUGUGGCUGAAGAGCACAGGGGGAACUACACUUGCCGUGCAUCCUACACAUACUUAGGAAAGCAACAUUCUGUUACCCGGGUAAUAGCAUUUGUUACUACAAAUGAGGCAAAUAAGACUUUGAGGCCUGUGAUUUGGAGUCCAGCUAAUGAGACAAUAGAAGUUGAACCGGGAUCCCAGAUGCAGCUGAUCUGCAAUGUGACUGCCCAUCCCAACACCUUCGUGUUCUGGAAGUGGAAUGGGUCUGAAGCAGAAGAUGUCUCAGUGCUGGAGGAAGAGUAUCAUAUUGCAGAAAAUCCUUCAGACAGAAGACGGAGUACACUCAUCACUGUGCUGAAUAUUUCAGAAGUCGAAAGUAGAUUUUAUCUUCAUCCGUUUAUCUGUUUAGCCAGGGGUGCAAAUGAUCUAAAUGUAGCAUAUAUCCAGUUAAUACGUCCAGUCCCUGAUUUCAAGAAUCAUGUGAUUGGUGUAUUUGUCCUGUUGACAGUUAUUAUUACAUGCUCUGUUUUCAUCUAUAAAAUCUUCAAGAUUGACAUUGUACUUUGGUACAGGGAUUCCUGCUAUAUUUUUCUCCCCCCAAAAGCUUCAGAUGGGAAGACCUAUGAUGCCUAUAUACUGUAUCCAAAGACCCUUGGGGAAGGGUCCACCUCCUACUCAGAUAUUUUCGUGUUUAAAGUCUUGCCUGAGGUCUUGGAAAAACAGUGUGGAUAUAAGCUGUUCAUUUAUGGAAGAGAUGACUAUGUUGGGGAAGACAUUGUGGAGGUUAUUAAUGAAAACAUAAAGAAAUGCAGAAGACUGAUUAUUAUUUUAGUUAGAGAAAUGUCAAGCUUUGGCUGGCUGGGCAGUUCAUCCGAAGAGCAAAUAGCGAUGUAUAAUGCUCUUAUUCAGGAUGGAAUGAAAGUUGUCCUGCUUGAGCUGGAGAAAAUCCAAGACUAUGAGAAGAUGCCAGAAUCCAUCCAAUUCAUUAAGCGGAAGCAUGGGGCCAUCCGCUGGUCAGGGGACUACGCAGAAGGACCACAGUCUGUAAAGACAAGGUUCUGGAAGAGUGUCAGGUACCACAUGCCCGACCAGCGACGGCCUUCUUCAGCCAAACACCAGUUACUGUCCCUGGCCACCAGGCCAGACUCUAAGGAGAGGCUGCAGAGAGAGGCCCACUUGCCUCUUGGGUAGCACAGAGCAGCCAGCUGAGAGCUCUUUGGGUGCCUCCUGUCUUAGGGCAUUGCAGGCUGGGCUGUGCCUCCAGCUGACUUGUACAGUCAUAAAAUGUACCUGUAUAGUCUGUUAUCCUUGAGGUCACCUGGAAUAGGACCGUUAAGGAGCAGGACAUGGUGACAAUAGCAGGCCAGGGUACUUCAGAGGAGAGGGCUUGGGAAGACCAUUAAGAAAGGCAACAAAUGCCCUCUCUGAAUGUUUGAAGUGCUGAGGAGAGGCCCAGAGAUAGCAAACUUGGGGCAAUGGUCACCAUUUAUAGGUGUUAUUAUUAAGUCACCCACAGCUCAGGGGCAGGGCUGUGGCCCGCUCUGGGGAUUCCAUAGGUUCACUGGCCUUGGAGUGGCCCUCCUGGGUGGUGCCGCAGGAGGAGUGAGACUGACGCCUCAGAGAAAGAUUCAUGUAUUUUUGGUGAACUUUCCAUGUGUUUGCAUUUUCCAUACACGUCCACAGCCAGCAGUUUCCAAAGAUUGAAUUUUAUUUUCUAGAUCUUGGAAACUGUUGUUUCAAUGAAUGAAGGGAUUCUUCAGGAUUCCACGGUUUUGAAAUCAUCUUAGCUUUCUGCACAGGAGAGAGAAUUUUUAAAAGCAGCAGCACCAGGGAUUGAUCACCUCUGAAUGCUCUUCUGUCUGGCAUGGCCAUCUAGUCCUUUCUUAUUCUUCUGCGCUGUCUUGGGCUCGUUGCUUUUUUGGAAGGACAGCUUCCCAGUGGCUUCCUCCCUGGGCUCUGUCCUGUGCUCAGCCCAUAGAUGACCCAUCCUUCCUAAGAGCUGCUCUCCUCUCAGCCUGCUCCUGAUGGAACGCUCCCCAGGGCAUUCUCCACUUAAGAAACUGAAGCCCCGGCUCUCCUUAACUUUCCCCCAUGGUCCUUCUACAUGAACUCCUGGGUCAGCCCUGUGGGCUGGGUGCCUGACCAGGCUCUUCCAUCUGUGCUCUGCCCCUCUAACUAGAAUGCUUUCUUGAAUUUUCUCCAGCUGACCAGAAUUUACUGACCCCAAGUCCAUCAUCCCCUAGAGACUUUGCCUAAAAGCUUACUCUCAAACAAACCCUCUCUUUCCCCUGCGGGCAGAUGGCACUUGACUGCUGAUUAUCACUCUGGUGGAGAGUGGUUCUGUCCUGACUAGAGUUCGGCGGGUGGGGGGUGGGGGUGGGGG